Medicago truncatula (barrel medic) is the source of this 443-nucleotide messenger RNA. RefSeq lists its product as uncharacterized. The transcript has 2 exons. The record is from RefSeq and is a predicted model, not a curated record. NCBI's taxonomy places the organism in Eukaryota, Viridiplantae, Streptophyta, Magnoliopsida, Fabales, Fabaceae. Bases 83 to 439 code for a protein of 118 amino acids.
GAUAUUAUUUUUCCAAACAAUUUUAAUUAAUCUUUGUAAAACCAAACAGGAUAUAGGAAAGGUGAAGCAAGACUUUGAAAGGAUGCAGUAUGACAAUUUGUGGUUGAAUGCAAAGAAGCAAGAGCUACGUCAGAGUAAGGCUGAAAAUGCAAUGAAUAAGAAACAACAACAAAAGUUUCAGAGUCAUCAUCAGAAUCGGAAUUAUGGGUCUUCCCAAAUGCAUAAAGGCAAGGGUGUUGUUCAUCAAACAACGUCAUUUUAUGUGGGAUUCUCUUCUACUGCAUGGGGCCAAAAUAUCAACAAUAAUGGUCCAAUAGCUCUUCCGGAUCUGAAUCUACCAGUGGAAGAGUCGAUCAAUGUGGCCUCUUUUCAAUGGUUGGCAAGAUCAGCUCAACACAUUAGGAGGUGUGAUGUGAAUUCGACUCGGAAACUUAUUUAAACCU